GCGGACGCCAACAUGUCUUUCCGCGGCGGCGGGCGAGGAGGCUUUAAUCGAGGGGCUGGAGGCGGCGGCUACGGUCGCGGCGGCAGCAACAACCACUUCCGAGGCGGCGGCGGCAGCUUCCGAGGCGGCGGCCCGAGGGGGUUCGGGCGAGGCGGCGGCCGCGGGGGCUUCAACAAAGGCCAAGACCUGGGGCCUCCGGAACGUGUGGUUUUAUUAGGAGAGUUCAUGCAUCCCUGUGAAGACGAUAUAGUUUGUAAAUGUACCACAGAAGAAAAUAAGGUGCCUUAUUUCAACGCUCCAGUUUAUUUAGAAAACAAAGAGCAAAUUGGAAAAGUGGAUGAAAUCUUUGGACAACUUAGAGAUUUUUAUUUUUCAGUUAAGUUAUCAGAAAACAUGAAGGCGUCUUCCUUUAAAAAACUACAGAAGUUUUAUAUAGACCCGUAUAAGCUGCUGCCGCUGCAGAGGUUUCUACCUCGACCUCCAGGCGAGAAGGGACCCCCAAGAGGUGGUGGCAGGGGAGGUCGAGGAGGAGGAGGAAGAGGCGGUGGCGGAAGAGGAGGUGGUGUCAGAGGCGGGCGAGGCGGUGGUUUUAGAGGUGGAAGAGGAGGUGGAGGCUUCAGAGGAGGAAGAGGAGGUGGUGGUUUCAGAGGGAGAGGACAUUAAAUGUAAUGACGGAGAAACCUCUCUAGUUGACGUCUGCGUUUACCUGCAUCAUCUGCUUCCAUGGAUUGGAAACUUGUUUCUUGAGCAAGCCUUGAAGAGUGGUCACUUGAUGACAGUGGAACUAAAAUACCAGUGUCAUGCAAAGUGAAUGCAACGGAUUGGCGAUUUUGCUCUAAAAGAACAUGAACAAGUAUUUUAGUAUUUUAUACAUUCGGGAGCUCUGGGUGUUUAAUAAUAAAUGGACAGUUUUCAUUUGAAGCAUAUUUGAAUUUUUAAAAUAAAAUGUUUAUUCCUAUUUAGAGCUGUGCUUAUUAAUAAAUCAGAAACAACUUAAGUUUAAACGCAGUGGAUUGCAGACAGAAAAGCUGGUUUGUUGACACAUGUAACUCAUCUUCAGAAAAUAGGCUAUUGGAGCACUUCUUUGACAUUCUUUAUAAAUCAGCACCGCCUUUCAGAGUGCCUCCUGUAAGAACAUCAGCACCCUUUAUGUUGACAAUCACUUUCUCACAGAAGGAAGUGUUGUGAUUUUACAAAGUGGAAAGGGAGGCUCUUUGAUU
Molecule: messenger RNA, 1220 nt
Organism: Talpa occidentalis (Iberian mole)
Lineage: Eukaryota; Metazoa; Chordata; Mammalia; Eulipotyphla; Talpidae
Gene: GAR1
Product: GAR1 ribonucleoprotein
Biological process (GO): ribosome biogenesis; snoRNA guided rRNA pseudouridine synthesis
Cellular component (GO): box H/ACA snoRNP complex
Molecular function (GO): box H/ACA snoRNA binding
Source: RefSeq, a predicted model, not a curated record